Molecule: messenger RNA, 4610 nt
Organism: Pseudoliparis swirei
Lineage: Eukaryota; Metazoa; Chordata; Actinopteri; Perciformes; Liparidae
Product: follistatin-related protein 4-like
Biological process (GO): axon guidance; homophilic cell-cell adhesion; dendrite self-avoidance
Cellular component (GO): axon; plasma membrane
Molecular function (GO): cell-cell adhesion mediator activity
Source: RefSeq, a predicted model, not a curated record
AUGGCGGAGUACAACCGGCUGAAGGCCGCGCUGCUGGACAUGAGGCCCGGGGGGCGGAGCCAGCAGAGGGACAUGGAGGAGAGGCGGAGCCUAGUGGACGCCAUGUUCAAGCACCUGGACGCCGACGAGGACGGACGGCUGGUCGGGGACGAGCUGGACCAGAUCUCGAUGAAGCAGCACCCUGAGGACCGCCUGCUGGAGUGCACCCCCCAGGACCUGCUGCGCUACGACGACUACAACAACGACCGGCACCUCAGCCGGCACGAGUUCUACAUGGCGUUCCAGGUGGUCCAGCUGAGCCUGCCGGAGGACCAGUCGGUCAGCGUCUCCACGGUAACGGUGGGCCUCAGCGCCGUCCUCACCUGCGCCAUCCAGGGGACGCUGCGCCCGCCCAUCAUCUGGAAGAGGCGUGGGCUGAACUUCCUGGACCUGGAGGACAUCAACGACUUUGGGGACGACGGCUCUCUGUACAUCACCACGGUGACGACCGUCCACAUGGGGAGCUACACCUGCCACGCCUACGGCUACGAGGACCUCCACCAGACCCACGUGCUGCAGGUGCAUGUCCCCCCCGUGAUCCUGGUCUACCCUGAGUCCCAGGCCCAGGAGCCCGGUGGUACCAGCCUCCACUGCACUGCCACGACGGACGUGCGGACGCUGCUGUGGCUGAAGAACGGCGUGGACCUCCUCCCCCGCUCCGCCCAGCAGCUGGCGCUCCUCGCCAACGGCAGCGAGCUCCUGAUCGCCAGCGUGCGCUACGAGGACACCGGCGCCUACACCUGCAUCGCCAAGAACGAGGCGGGCGUGGACGAGGACAUCUCCUCGCUGUUCGUGGAGGACUCGGCCAAGAAGACGCUUGCAAACAUUCUGUGGAGAGAAGAAGGCCUGAGCGUGGGGAACAUGUUCUACGUGUUCUCCGACGAGGGCGUCACCGUGCUGCAGCCCGCCGGCUGCGAGAUCCGCCGCCACAUGGCUCGCUCGGAGAGGAUCGUGGCGACCUCCGAGGAGAUGUGCCCUAAAGGAGAGGGCGUGGCCCCCCAGCACUGCGUGUGGUCCUCGGCGGUCAACGUCCGUGAUAAGUACGUCUACGUGACGCAGCCCCUCCUCAGCCGCCUGCUGGUGGUCGACGUCCAGGCGCAGAAGGUGGUGCAGGCCGUCUCGACGGACCCCUUCCCGGUCAAGGCGCUCUACGAUAAGUCACAUGACCAGGUCUGGGUCCUGACGUGGGGCGACAUGGACCGGACCCACCCGACUCUCCAGGUGAUCCCUCAAGCCAGCGUGGGAGAAGUUCACCACGCCGUCCGCACGACUUUCCAGAAGGUCAACGACUUCUUCAUCCCCCCCACCAACCUCAUCAUCACCCACGUCAGGGUCGCCUUCCUCUUCCUCCAGGACGAGCCGGCGGUGCACAAGGUGGACCUGGAGACGCUCCGGCGGGUGAAGAGCAUCAGCCUGCGGGGGCGGGGCUGCGUGCCGCUCAGCAUGGCCUACACGCACCUGGGCGGCUACUACUUCGUGCAGUGCCGGGCCGGCGCCCAGCUGCUCAUCGACGGCGUGACGGACGCGGUGACGGGGCCCAACCUGAACGUCAGCGGGCGGCCCUUCGUGUCGCCGGACGGCCGCUACGUGGUGACCCCCGACGCGCGCGGCGGGCGGCUGACGGUGCAGGCGGUGUCGUUCCGGGGCGAGCUGGUUCUGAAGCCGCAGCCCGGCGAGCCGCUGGCCGUGUCCGACCUGGCCUUCCAGCCGUCCUUCGCCGAGUCCAACCGGCACGUGGCGGUGGCGGCGUCGGGCUCGGACCUGCUGUUCGCCGACCUGUCCACGGGCCGCACCCAGGUCCUCCGGGGCCUCAAGCGGCCCCUGGGCCCCCGGGCCUGGCCCUGGGGGGGCCCCGCCCGGGUGGUGGUGUCCAGCGGGUUGUUCGGACAGUACCUGCUGACGCCGGCGGCCGAGUCGGUCUUUGUGCUGGACGGCAAACGGAGGACGCCGCACUGCGAGCUGUCAGACAUCAAGAGGGGCAACACGGUGGUCUGGGUGGGCGAGGUAUGAGAGAGGGAGGAGCAAGAAAAGGAGGUGAAGGUAUAAAACAAGGAGAUUAAAAAGGUCCGGAUGACGCGGUGGAGGGUCUACGACCCGCCCCCGGCACCGGGAGGGAGGCCCGGUGGGUUUGUCGUGAUAAAAAUAUAAAAAAUAUAACGGUUGAUAAAAGGUGAAUGAACCCCUGCUGGGAGGAGACUGUACAGUGUUGCACUUCCAAGUUGUCUCGGCCAAUAGGAGAGCGGUAUCCACGAGGAACGAUGAACUAUGCACAACGCUCACUUUUUGUAGAGUUAAAAAACAAAAGAAGCUUUUUUUUCCUGAUUUUUGUUUGUUUAUCUCAACGUCGUCGUCGUCUUCACACAACGCUGCGUAGACUCGCCACAAACCGUGCGUCCGUCCCACCUCUAGUGUGUGUGUGUGUGUGUUUGUGUUCUGAGUCCUUUUAGAGAUACCAGCUCGUUUUAUUCUCCUCCACCGUCCGUUUUCCUCCCUCUGAGGCGGCGGAGGUCACGAGGUCAACGCCUCCUCUCCGUACGUCGUCUCUCCGCAGCGCUCCGGCGUCCGUGGGCGAGGGAACCGUCCACCUCGGGUUCUCGUACGUUCCCUCUGCACGCCUCCUCUUCAUCGGCACCGCAACACAAUUCUACUUUUGUAUUACUUUUUGCGUAUUCAGCAAGAAAAACAGGAAAUAAAUAUCUGAAAACCAAUCAGCCGGUUUUCAUAACGACACUAAGCAUCACAUUCUGUUGGAUGAACGUGUAUCGAUUGAUAAAUUAUUAAAAUCUGGAGGCAGUAACCCAAUAAACAGUAGAUGUAGAUUUAGAUACAGCAAUAUGAAAUACAUCAGGAUGAAUCCAUUGUUCAAUUAAUUGAUUCCCACUGAAAGCAACAUGUGUAUCCUCCCUAAAUAAGUAUUUAAAUUACUAUUAUAUAUACAAAGUUUCCUUCUAAUUUGUGUAAUUAGAAAACAUACGUUUAGCCUCGUUUGACUCUAUAAAGAGUCGAAUCCUCGAAAUAUUCUUACCUGAACCUUUGCAGCCAGCACAAAUAAAAUAAAAAAACGACAACAACAAACAACGUGAACUGUUGAUUUAAAUCUAGUAAAGAAAUAGUGACCGAUAGAAACAUUAUCGUCCCGCACAACCCCGGCCUUCAGGACGCUUCACUUGUCGCCCCUUUGUUGUUCAGAAGGAGAGAUUAAACUCCACUGACCUCUACCGCCCAUUAAUGUGUAGAAGAAGAAGUCCCGUGAGUAAAAGUGUAUCAACGUCUUGUGAAUGGAGGAUAUAACUUCCUGGUUGUGCCCGUAGCUCCUCCCCCAAUGCGAUGCGGCGUGAGAUUAAGAGGGAAGCCAAAUGGUCCUUCCUGUUGGGGAUCCGGGUCGUUGAGCUGCUAACGUGGCGUGAAAAGCAGUUUGAUGGAGUCUUCUAUCAGACCGGUCGCCCUCUGUACCCAUGAAAAAAAAAAAAUAGACCAUGACCGCUUCGUGUCACGUAACUCUCUCUCCCCUCAAAGGUGUCAUGGCUUCGUGUCACGUAACUCUCUCUCCCCUCGAAGGCAUCAUGGAAGCUUUGUGUCACGUAACUCCCUCCCCCUUCCAAAGCGUCAUGGCCGCAUCGUGUCACGUAACUCUCUCUGCCCCCCUCCCCCCUUUAAGUCGUCAUGGCCGCUUCGUGUCACGUAACUCUCUCCCCCAUUGAAGGUGUCAUGGCCGCUUCGUGUGACGUAACUCUCUCCCCCAUUGAAGGUGUCAUGGCCGCUUCGUGUGACAUAACUCUCUCCCCCAUUGAAGGUGUCAUGGCUGCUUCGUGUGACAUAACUCUCUCCCCCAUUGAAGGCGUCAUGGCCGCAUCGUGUCACGUAACUCCCUCCCCCUUCCAAAGCAUCAUGGCCGCAUCGUGUGACGCAACUCUCUCCCCCCCCCCCCCCCUUGAAGGCGUCAUGGCCACUUCGUGUCACGUAACUCUCUCCCCCAUUAAAGAUGUCAUGGCCGCUUCGUGUCACGUAACUCUCUCCCAUUGAAGGCGUCAUGGCCACUUCGUGUCACGUAACUCUCUCCCCCAUUAAAGAUGUCAUGGCCGCUUCGUGUCACGUAACUCUCUCCCCCUUUAAGGCGUCAUGGCCGCUUCGUGUCACGUAACUCUCUCCCCCUUUAAGGCGUCAUGGCCGCUUCGUGUCACGUAACUCUCUCCCCCUUUAAGGCGUCAUGGCCGCUUCGUGUCACGUAACUCCCUCCCCCUUCCAAAGCGUCAUGGCCGCAUCGUGUCACGUAACUCCCCUCGAAGGCGUCAUGGCCGCUUCGUGUCACGUAACUCUCUCUCCCCCCUUGAAGGCGUCAUGGCUGUUUCGUGUCACGUGACUCUCUCCCCCCUCGAAGGUGUCAUGACCGCGUCGGUGUGAUAGACAUCGGUAGGAACCACUUGUUGUAGAUACACAUCGUUCAUGUUUUAGGACGCGUUCAGCCGCGACACAACCGAUGUACAGUUUUCUUUAUGCAUUUUGUGUGUUCUGGUAUCAUGACGGAAUUGUUUUGUAAGAAAAAAAAUCUAAUUAAAUAUAUUGUAAAAAUC